AUGGAAAGCACCACCAGACACAAAAGACGGGACGACAGUGCCAAAUACGUACAGUUUGCACUAUGGAGGCUCCCCGCAGCACAGCAACAUGAGGAUGCACCCUGGUGGUGUUGCGGCCCGGUAUACGUACAGUCGCAAGAUGAAGCCGGCACGAACUGCCCGACUGUCGAAGAGAACGGACCUGGCUCCAUGCCCAGGUGGUCUCGCUAG
Gaeumannomyces tritici R3-111a-1 is the source of this 210-nucleotide messenger RNA. RefSeq lists its product as hypothetical. Bases 1 to 210 code for a protein of 69 amino acids. The transcript is spliced from 2 exons. The record is from RefSeq and is a predicted model, not a curated record. NCBI's taxonomy places the organism in Eukaryota, Fungi, Ascomycota, Sordariomycetes, Magnaporthales, Magnaporthaceae.